Penaeus monodon (black tiger shrimp) is the source of this 2051-nucleotide messenger RNA. RefSeq lists its product as uncharacterized. The transcript has 7 exons. Gene Ontology annotation, cellular component: cytoplasm; membrane; lipid droplet. Gene Ontology annotation, molecular function: triacylglycerol lipase activity. Gene Ontology annotation, biological process: lipid homeostasis; triglyceride catabolic process. The record is from RefSeq and is a predicted model, not a curated record. NCBI's taxonomy places the organism in Eukaryota, Metazoa, Arthropoda, Malacostraca, Decapoda, Penaeidae. Bases 253 to 1806 code for a protein of 517 amino acids.
UGUGUGUGUGCAUAUAUAGAUAGAUAGAUUGAUAGAUAAACUUAAAGAUAUGUGUGUAUGUAUGUACGUAUUAACACCGACAGUCAUAUAUGUUUGUACGCACCUGCAUGUCUCACGCCAACCAAGGUAAAUGACUCAGCCAAUCCUCCCCCUCCCCCCCCCAAAAAAAAAAAGAAAAAAAAAAAUUCGACGGACACGUGACCCGCGAUUACCAACGCAGCUGAUGACGAUGACUUCCAGAUCGACUUCAAGAUGUUUAGCGUCUAUUGCUUCAUUCCUCGAUCGUUUAGGGGAAGAGCGCCUGCCUCUCCUCCUCUUCCUCGUCUUCAUCUUCCGUUAUAUCUUCGAAGUUCUUCGCUGAUGGAGGGGGAAGUCCUUGGAGGUCCUUCUGAGAUCCUGCGGCCGGCCCUGGAGGAGAUUCCAUGCGGAGAUGACUCGAAGGAUGAAGUCGAACUCGCGAAGAGAGAAAUGGAGGAAAACGGAGACGAAUUUCCGCGCGAUGACGUCAUGGAAUCCGAUCCGGGAGAUGGACUGCACGAACGCCGGCCAUCCCUCUGUGACGUCACGGAACCCGGGCUGACGGAGGGCAUACCAGAGAGCCCUCUGUCUCUCGCGAGUAUGAUGGUGCCAAUACUCACUGGCAUCGUCGCCAUCACCCUCCUGGUGGCCUUCUCACAGCAGGUGGCUUACGUCUUCGUCGCCAUCGUCAGCGCCAUCUUCGUGGUUAUCUAUUCUCUGCUGGCCUCGGUGUUUUUCCUCGCCCUCUAUGCGGUCUGGAUUUUCUUCGUCUUGUUGCGGUUCAUGUUUUCCUUCUCCAUCUUCUUGGUCAUCAUGGCGCCAGCGAUUCACAUCCUGGCCCCAAUAUUUUUCAGGGAUUCGGCCGCCAAACCUGAAAGGAAAAUGUAUGACAUCCGACACGAGGAUAAAUCGGGAGGAUGGCCCAAAAUCCUCGCUAAAGAGAGGGAGAGGAAGAAAAACAACUUAGAUAGCAUGACCGGCGUCACCUUCUGCGGCUGCGGCUUCCUCGGCGUGUACCUCGUCGGCGCCGCAACCUACAUCCAGGAGCACCACCCGAAGCUCCUGUCUCGCAAGCUCGGGGGGUCCUCCGUGGGCUCCAUCGUCGCUGCGAGCAUUGCGUGCGGGGUGAAUCUGCAGCACGUCCGUCGUAUUCUGCUGAACGAGGCGAAGGUGGUGAGAAAGACGUUCAUGGGCGCCUUUAACCCCUUCUACAGGCUGGAGGAACCCUUGAUGAAGUCCUUGCUCGAGAUCCUGCCGGAGGACGCUCACCGAAGGGCGUCGGGGAGAGUUUUCCUGUCCCUAACGAAAGCGUCGACCUUGACCAAUGAGGUAGUGAGCCAAUAUUCUACGAGGGAUGAGCUGAUUCGGGCCAUCCUCUGCUGUUGCUUCCUGCCUUGUCUCUCUGGCUACACUGCUCCUAUCUACAAUGGUCGCAGGUACAUCGACGGAGGAAUGAGCAACAACAUGCCCCUCAAAGGCCCUUCGAUCGUGAGCAUUAACGCUUUCUCGGGUGAGUUCGAAAUCUGCCCGCGAGACGAAACCGGCGAUCUCCGACCCCUGAACCGAGCCUUGAACCAGUGUAUCGCGAUGAGUAACGAGAACCUCUACCGACUCAAGUGUGGCCUCCUCCCCCCAGAACCCGAGGAGCUGGACCGGCACUACCACUACGGCUACUUCCACGCCAAGCACUUCCUUUGUCCCGGGGGUUCGAAGGUUCCGAAGCCCAUGGAGCGUCGGAUCGAGGAGAGCAGUGAGGGCAAGGAAGGGGAUAGUCAGAGGAAGAGAUAGAGGAUUCGAUUCUUUACAGAUGGAAUUGAAUGACAUGAUUUUCGUAGUUCGAGAGAAAGGUGAAAGAGGGUAUUCAUAAUCUGAGAGAGAGCAUGAUAAUAAUAAUAAUAAUAAUAAUAAUAAUAAUAAUAAUAAUGAUAAUAAUAAUAAUAAUAAUAAUAAUAAUAAUAAUAAUAAUAAUAAUAAUAAUAAUAAAAUAGAGGUGGAAGACGUUAUGCAUAAACUAAGACAGAAAAUAAAAAGAA